CGCAGAGCGCCGAGCCCGCGCCCUGGGCCUGCGGCUGCGGCGAUGAAGAUCUGGAGCUCGGAGCACGUGUUCGGCCAUCCUUGGGACACCGUGAUCAAGGCGGCCAUGAGGAAGUACCCUAACCCGAUGAACCCAUGCGUGGUGGGAGUGGAUGUGCUGGAGCGCAGUGUGGAUGGCUGUGGGCGCCUGCACAGUCUGCGCCUGCUCAGCACAGAAUGGGGGCUGCCUGGCCUCGUGCGUGCGAUUUUGGGAGCCAACAGGACCUUGACGUACAUCAAAGAGCGCUCUGUCGUGGAUCCGGCUGCCAGGAAAAUGGAGCUGUGUUCCACCAAUAUCACUCUCACAAAUCUGGUGUCAGUGAAUGAGAGGCUGGUGUACACACCUCAUCCAGAGAACCCUGAAAAGACUGUGCUCACUCAGGAAGCCGUCAUCACUGUGAAGGGGAUCAGCUUGGGGAGCUACCUGGAAAGUCUCAUGGCCACCACGAUAUCCUCCAAUGCAAAGAAGGGGUGGGCUGCCAUUGAGUGGAUAAUUGAACAUUCCGAGAGCGCCAUAAGCUAACAGAUGUCUCACCAAAAAGAGUCAAAGAGGAAGGAAAGAAGGAAGUACAGACGAAUAAAGAAGACGAGAGGCAAGUGUGGAUGUGGCUCCCGUCAAGUCUGGAAGAGGUAUCUGCUGGAAUCUUCCCUGUCCACGAUAACCUCCCAGUGCAGCA
Molecule: messenger RNA, 715 nt
Organism: Grammomys surdaster
Lineage: Eukaryota; Metazoa; Chordata; Mammalia; Rodentia; Muridae
Gene: Prelid3a
Product: PRELI domain containing 3A
Exons: 7
Coding region: 43-561 (172 amino acids)
Biological process (GO): phospholipid transport
Cellular component (GO): mitochondrial intermembrane space
Molecular function (GO): phosphatidic acid transfer activity
Source: RefSeq, a predicted model, not a curated record